GAUCCUAUUCCUAGUCGGGCUAUUGUGUGGAUGGAUGGAACGCUGUAGACUAGUUGGGAAGAGAAGGAGGAGGCGGAGGAGGAGGUGGUAGUGAAGGCGAACCGAGCAGAUAAGAGAACAGGCUUAUUGGCUGGCUGCUAGUGUAGCUUAACCCGUAUAGUUUUAUCACAAAUCAAGAGGUCUUGUCGUUUCUGUUCCAGACCAAAAAAACGUCAACAUCGUACCGUGGGAGCUACCGAGAGGACGGUAGCAUGAUACUCGUGGAGGGGAAGCGACAAAAACAGGGCCCAUAUCUGAAUUUUACUGCAGCUAAACCGAAUUCAUUGAGUCGGUAACCAGCGUCCGACAUGGGGAAGGAGGUAAAUGGUGUUUCACGGAGCCGGUUUGAGAUGUUCACAAAUAGUGACGAGGCUGUCAUCAAUAAGAAGCUGCCUAAGGAGCUGUUGCUACGAAUCUUCUCCUUUCUGGAUGUGGUGACACUCUGUCGCUGUGCCCAGGUCUCACGGUCCUGGAACGUCCUGGCCUUGGAUGGCAGCAACUGGCAACGAAUCGACCUCUUUGACUUUCAGAGAGAUAUUGAGGGCAGGGUGGUGGAAAACAUCUCAAAGCGAUGUGGGGGGUUCCUCAGGAAGUUGAGUCUACGGGGAUGCUUGGGUGUGGGUGACAGCGCCCUGAGAACAUUCUCCCAGAACUGCAGGAACAUAGAGCUGCUCAGUCUGAACGGCUGCACCAAGAUAACCGACAGCACGUGUAACAGCCUCAGCAAGUUCUGUCCGAAACUGAAGCACCUGGAUCUCGCCUCCUGUACCUCAAUCACCAACCUGUCACUCAAAGCUCUCAGUGAGGGUUGUCCUCUACUGGAGCAACUCAACAUCUCAUGGUGUGAUCAGGUCACAAAGGAUGGCAUCCAGGCCCUGGUGCGUUCCUGCCCUGGACUCAAAGGCCUUUUCCUUAAGGGAUGCACACAGCUAGAAGACGAGGCUUUGAAGCACAUUGGCGCUCAUUGUCCAGAACUAGUCACACUUAACUUGCAGACAUGCUCACAGAUCACAGAUGAAGGCCUCAUCACAAUUUGUCGGGGUUGUCACCGCUUGCAGUCUCUGUGUGUUUCGGGUUGUGCCAACAUCACAGAUGCCAUCCUGCAUGCCCUGGGACAGAACUGCCCCCGCCUCAGAAUAUUAGAAGUGGCUCGAUGUUCCCAGCUUACAGACGUUGGCUUUACAACAUUAGCAAGGAAUUGUCAUGAGCUUGAGAAGAUGGAUUUAGAAGAAUGUGUGCAGAUCACAGAUGGUACACUUAUCCAGCUGUCUAUUCACUGCCCACGUUUGCAAGUCCUGAGUUUGUCUCACUGUGAGCUGAUCACGGAUGAUGGCAUCAGACACCUUGGCAGCGGCCCCUGCGCUCACGAUCGUCUGGAAGUGAUCGAGCUGGACAACUGCCCCCUGAUCACAGACGCCUCACUGGAGCACCUGAAAAGCUGCCAUAGUCUGGAUCGUAUCGAACUCUAUGACUGCCAGCAGAUCACCCGUGCUGGCAUCAAGAGGCUAAGGACCCAUCUGCCUAACAUCAAAGUGCAUGCAUACUUCGCUCCCGUCACUCCGCCCCCAUCAGUCGGGGGCAGCCGCCAGAGGUUUUGCCGCUGCUGCGUCCUGCUAUGAUGUAAAGACAACAACCCCCUGCCCUCUGCCUGUGACCUUCGUACUCGCACCCCACAGACACUUGACCUUUGACCCCCCCACCCGUUUAUGCCCCUCUGACAUAGAGUACAUGCUGGUGUGUGUGCCCCCCCCCCCUCCACCGCCACCACCACCACCCUUAUCCCUUCUGGAGCUGCAGAGAGAGGGAGAGAGCCAAACGUUAACAGGGUCUUGGGUAACUGUCACCAAAACAUUCCCAGAAAACGGAUUAAUUCAGAGGAACGAUAAUGCAUUUCUGGCUGUCGGGUGAUAAAAUAGUAUUACAAAAACAAAUAUGAAAAUAUCGAAUCAGAUCACCAAAGCUAAAGGAGUAAAAAAAAAAAAAACAUCUUAACAUCAAAACACUCUUUUGUAUUUACUUAUUUAACAGUUUUUGAGACAGAUGACAGUAACAACCUCCAAACCGAGUAUUGACUGGGCUGAAAGAUCCCUCAACCACACAACUACGUACACUUCCCUCAGUGUUGAAGGUCAAUUAACAGCUACCUCUAGACAGAACUGCAUUGGAGUCGGACCUGUAUUAGCUUUGAUCUGCAGGCUGUCCAGUCAAAGUGGAUUUUUCUUACAAAAAAAAUCAAUAAAUAAAGGGGCAGAGAUGCAGCCAGUAAACUGCUUACAUCCCUAAAGACACACAAGGAAAGCGGCAGAAAAACCUGUUUUGUGAUUUAAAAAAAAAUAAAAAAAAAUACUUGCAGCUAUUUGCACUUGCAGUAAAGCAAUGAUGAGACACUUUACAAAAAUGACCAUCUCAGAACUGAAGACUGGCAUUUUACUAACAACAAACACAAAUACAAAUCUAAACGUACAUGCUUUUGCCACCACUCACCUCUCUCUGUCUCUCUGUUACAAUCAGAAGCUUCAAUAUACUGAAGAGGAGAAAAAAAAAAAGACAAAGUUUAAUAUUUUUCUAAAACGGACACCAAUUCAGACUCACAUGCGGGGACUUGAGAAGAUGCCAAAUGUUGCAUGUAACAUCUCUAGUUUUUUAAAAGUCUAAAUGUACAUAUGUGAGGACUGUGGGAGUCCUGAAGUCAAAGCCAGCGAAAGGACAGAUGAAUGAGACGGGGCAGAGAAUUCUGGGUUUUUUUUGGCGAAGCUCGCAAAGCACACGGUUUGUUUUGAGGACAGACGUGGGUGGGAAUAUGUGCUGGAGCUUCGGAGAGGACGUUUUGACGACCAGAUGCUGGCCGAUGUGAAAAAAAAACAAAACAAACAUCACUACAUAAAUGUAUGCUGUCAAGCAGGACAAUGGAAAGGAAAAGCCAACUGAAAACAAUCAAAGUACGUCUAUUUUCAGUUAGAUUUCAUUUACUCUUGUUUUUUGUAUCGGCGAUGGUUCUGACGGCGAGGAACUGUUGAACCACACGGGGAGAGGAAGCGGCAGCUCCUCGACUCCCAUGAGGCCUUGCAGAAGAUGGAGCGACGCCGUGCUAUACACCCUGCCACCUGUGACCUCCUCUAUGGAGUCACCGCAAGAGGAACUGAAUCUCGAACGCACAAUUCUGGCCUGCUGACGGACACGACGCAAAGAUUUAGUCGCUGUGGAGGGUCACAACAGACUGGAGCCCCCACCGUUAUGAAGUAUUGAAGCCUUUUUCUUACGGAUUAUCUUCUCCUGCACUCGCACCUGCUUGAUUCUGUGUCUUUUAUUCUCGUUUUCAUUUUAUAAUUGUGUUUUUCCUGUCCGUCUCUGACAUGAUUUCUCCCUCCGGAUCUCUACCGUUUCUCUUCUGUGGCAUUUCUGUUUUGGUGUGGUUUGGAUUGCGCCUGCUUUGUGUUUCAAGUCAUGAGUUCAGUGUCUCCGAGUUUUAAGUUUGAGCCCUGUUCCAGUCAGUCCUCACUUUUUGAUCUGAUGGAGUUUGUGUUUAAAGAGUUUAUUGUUACUUAAUGUCCAGAGUGUAGCCUUCGUUUUUGGGGAGGAGUGUCGGCGUCAGUGCAAUUGUGAUACGUGUUAAAUGUUUUGGAGUUUUAUGAUGACUUACUUAUUGAAUGUUUCCAUCGAGGAGAAGGCUUUUCAGGCAUUGUGUGCCACUUUAACAGGUUUCUCUCCCUUUUUGGCCUCUUCUGUUUUUUAUAUAUAUAUUUUAAUACCUUGCCUUUCCAAAUUCCCAUAACGCCACAUGAAUCAAAAUAGACGAAAAUUGGUAAACCCAGCGCUGAAUGUUGAUCUGUCUGGUUUAAGGAGCACGCCAGCAGGCAAAAAAAAAAAAAAA
This is a messenger RNA of Sphaeramia orbicularis (orbiculate cardinalfish), 3910 nucleotides long. It is a transcript of the gene fbxl20, whose product is annotated as F-box and leucine-rich repeat protein 20. The transcript has 15 exons. NCBI's taxonomy places the organism in Eukaryota, Metazoa, Chordata, Actinopteri, Kurtiformes, Apogonidae. Gene Ontology annotation, molecular function: protein binding. Bases 348 to 1658 code for a protein of 436 amino acids. Gene Ontology annotation, cellular component: cytoplasm. The record is from RefSeq and is a predicted model, not a curated record.